Molecule: messenger RNA, 2625 nt
Organism: Daucus carota subsp. sativus
Lineage: Eukaryota; Viridiplantae; Streptophyta; Magnoliopsida; Apiales; Apiaceae
Exons: 3
Coding region: 1-2625 (874 amino acids)
Biological process (GO): DNA integration
Molecular function (GO): RNA-DNA hybrid ribonuclease activity; nucleic acid binding
Source: RefSeq, a predicted model, not a curated record
AUGCCAUUUGGACUAAUCAAUGCUGGCGCAACUUACCAACGCCUUGUGAACAUGAUGUUUAAAGAACAGAUUGGUAAGACUAUGGAGGUUUAUGUAGAUGACAUGCUGGUCAAGUCCAAGGAGGCGCAAGAUCAUAUUCAACAUUUAGCCGAAAUGUUUGACAUACUAAGGAAAUAUCGAAUGAAGCUAAACCCUCAGAAGUGCGUGUUUGGAGUGGAGUCUGGUAAAUUCUUGGGAUUCAUGGUAAACCAUCGAGGGAUCGAGGCCAACCCUACAAAAUUCAAGGCGCUGCUUGAUAUGAAAGCUCCUCAGAAUGUUAGAUUUGUGUCCAAGUCCUCAGAUAGAUGCAAUGAGUUCUUUAAGGUUAUCAAGGAUGCAGGGAAAACGUUCGUAUGGACAGAUGAAUGUGAAGAGGCCUUCCAAAAGAUAAAGGAGCAGUUGGGGAAGCCACCUCUCUUGGCCAAGCCGGUAGAAGGAGAAACAUUGAUCUUAUAUCUGGUUGUGUCAAGAUACUCCAUCAGUAUUGUCCUUGUAAAGGAGGAAAAGGAUGUUCAACUCCCGGUAUACUAUGUUAGCAAGAGGUUACAGGAUGCUGAGACAAGGUACACCAGCAUGGAAAAGUUGGUAUAUUCUUUGAUCUUAGCAGCAAGGAAACUUCGUCCAUACUUUCAGGCACACAAGAUAGAGGUAAGAACCUCAUAUCCUCUACGUCAGAUUAUGCGUAAGCCUGAAGCCACGGGGAGACUCAUGAAGUGGGCUGUUGAGCUAGGACAGUUUGACUUGGAUUAUAAGCCUAGAACUACUAUCAAAGGCCAAGCCCUGGCUGAUUUCUUGUUGGAAUUUGAAGAUGAUGCUCAGGAGUGGGCAAUAGUACCGUAUAAUCCAGUUGUUGAACCCAUUAAUGGUCUUGUGGUGGAAGAUGACACAUGGUGGAACUUGCAUGUCGAUGGGGCUAUCAAUUCUAACGCAGCUGGAGUUGGGAUAGUUUUGGUUAGUCCUAGGGGGUGUCGGUUGUUAAGUGCCAUCCACCUAGGGUUCCCCGCAACCAACAAUGAUGCAGAAUAUGAAGCUUUGAUCAAUGGUUUAUCCUUAGCCAUAGAGAUGAAGGCCAAGAACCUUAUUGUAUACAGUGAUUCUAUGUUGGUGGUUCACCACGUAAACGGGGGGUUCUUGGCCCGGGGUUGGAGAACGAACUUAUACAUUACCCAUACGCAAGAAUUGAUGAAGAAUUUCAGAGAGGUACAUUUGGAAAAGGUCCCGCGGGAGAAAAAUGAGGGUGCUGAUGCAUUGGCCAAAGCCAGUUCCAGAAGGGACACCAAACUCUUGGGAACUAUCCAAUUCUGUGUUCAGGAGAGACCAAGUGUGUCAGAAGCACAGAAGGUAACCCUGUUUAAAGAGGACCUGAUGGAAGUCGAGGAUGAAGUGGCGGUUACGUGGAUGACACUGAUACUUAAGUUCAUUCAGGAUGGACAACUCCCAGAGAGUGUAAAGGAAGCCAGAAGCCUUAGAUACAGAGCAGAAAGGUUUGUUAUUUACGAUGGAGUCUUAUACAAGAGAGGGUUCAAUCAACCGUUGCUGAAGUGCAUUGCAGGGGAUGAUUGCAACUACAUCUUAAGGGAGGUACAUGAAGGAAUAUGUGGCAAUCACUCGGGGGGUAGUUCACUUGCUUUAAAGAUCCUUAGGCAAGGAUACUACUGGCCGACUAUGAGGAGUGAAGCAAGCAAGUUCGUGCAAGCGUCAAGUCUGACUCCGUUACUUAGUCCAUGGCCAUUCGCCUUAUGGGGGAUAGAUCUCAUUGGAGAGCUUCCAAAAGCCAAAGGAGGAGUCGGGUAUGCAGUAGUAGCAGUUGAUUAUUUUACAAAGUGGGCCGAGGCCAUGCCACUAGCAACUAUUACUGCUAAGAAGAUAACAAGUUUUGUAUUCAAUUCAAUUGUGUGUAGAUUUGGUAUCCCGUUCAAACUAAUAUCUGAUAAUGGGAAACAAUUUGAUAGCAGAGAAUUGAAGAAGUUAUGUGAUGACUUGAAUAUAAGGAGGAAUUUUGCAGCUGUAUAUCAUCCACAAAGCAAUGGACAGACUGAGGCAAUCAACAAGAUCAUCAAGCACACGCUAAAGGCCAAGUUAGAAGAGAAGAAAGGUGAUUGGCCGGAGGAACUUCCAAUGGUAUUGUGGUCAUACAACACUACGCCAAGGACAACUACUGGGGAGUCGCCAUUCAUGUUGACCUAUGGUUGUGAGGCAAUGGUUCCGGUAGAGGUCGGAGCAGGUUCCUUUAGGAGAGACCACUUCCAGGAAGAGGACAAUGCUGUCAACCAGAGGCUACAUCUAGAUAUGUUGGAAGAGGUCAGAAGGGAGUCGCAAGUUAGGUUGGCAGCAUAUCAACAAAGGACAGCCCGGUUCUAUAACAGUCGAGUCAAGCCUAGACCAUUCAAAGUAGGGGACUUGGUGUUGCGCAAGAUGAUGCCAGGGAUGAGGGUGCCAGGUCAUGGAGUAUUUGGCGCCAAUUGGGAAGGUCCCUACCGCAUUCGGGCUGAGAUCUUUAGAGGAGCAUACUACUUGGAAGAUAUGCAAGGUGAGCCUAUUUCCAAAGCAUGGAAUGCUGAGCAUUUGAAGAAGUAUUAUCAAUAA